Messenger RNA from Cavenderia fasciculata, 2643 nucleotides. RefSeq names its product putative RNA helicase (gene ddx31). Gene Ontology annotation, cellular component: nucleus. The record is from RefSeq and is a predicted model, not a curated record. Gene Ontology annotation, molecular function: ATP binding; nucleic acid binding. NCBI's taxonomy places the organism in Eukaryota, Evosea, Eumycetozoa, Acytosteliales, Cavenderiaceae. Gene Ontology annotation, biological process: ribosome biogenesis. The coding region runs from base 1 to 2643 and encodes 880 amino acids. The transcript is spliced from 4 exons.
AUGAUGGACGACGAAGAUGAUGGAUUAGAAUUAAAUUUAGUUGUAAAAAAGAAGGUACAACCUCUAAAAUCAACAACACCAACAAUAGCAACAACAAUAACAUCAUCAUCAUCAUCAUCGACAACACCAACAACAACCUCCACAAUAAGAAAACCAAUACUUCAAAAUAAUAAUAAUAAUAAUAAUAAUAAUAAUAAUAAUAAUAAUAAUAAUAAUAAUAAUAAUAAUAAUAAUAAUAAUAAUAAUAAUAAUAAUAAUAAUAAUAAUAAUAAUAAUAAUAAUAAUAAUAAUAAUAAUAAUAAUAAUAAUAAUAAUAAUAAUAAUAGAAAUAAAGUAAUUACACCAACAACAACAACAACAACUAUAGAAACACAACAAAAGUUUAGAUACAAACAAGAAGAAGAACAACAACAAACAAACACUCAAACAAACGAUAAUAAUAUUAAUAACAAAAAAACAAAUAAUAAUAAAUUUAUUAAAGUAGAAAGAUCAAGAAUACAUAACAAAGAUGAAAGUUAUAAACCAACAUUACCAUCAGUCGAACCAAAAAAGUCACAUAUCGAUUCAAAAGAAGUAUUCACAGCAGGAUCAAACUUUGGAGACAUUACAUCAUUGUCAUCGAGAAUGACCGACAACUUGAUCAACAAUAUGAAGAUUACACAACCUACACUCAUUCAAUCCUCCUCUAUUUCACAUGUACUCCAAGGCAGAGAUGUUAUGAUGAAGGCACAAACUGGUAGUGGAAAGACAUUAGCAUAUCUCAUACCAAUCAUACAGAUAUUAUCAUCUUAUGAAAAAAGAAUUACUCGUGAAGAAGGUGCAUAUGCAAUUGUCAUUGCACCAACAAGAGAAUUGGCUAUUCAAAUCUAUCAAGUAUUGGAGAAACUCUUAAAACCAUUCCAUUGGAUCAUUCCAGGUGCAAUCAUGGGUGGUGAAAGUAGAGACAAGGAAAAGAAACGUCUUAGAAAAGGUGUAUCUAUCGUUGUAGCUACACCUGGUAGAAUGUUGGAUCAUCUUAGAAAGACUCAAUCCUUUAAAAUAGCUAGAACUAGAUUCUUGGUUUUGGAUGAAGCUGAUAGGUUACUCGAUCUUGGCUUUGAAAAGGAUAUCACUGCCAUCAUUGAAUUGUUAAAUAUCAAUAGAACAAAGAUUUUAAAACCAGCUACAAUCAAUACUGAUACCACCGUUGCAACUACAACCACCACCACCAGCAUUCCAACAUCACCAUUUGUACACAGACAAAAUAUAUUGGUCUCUGCCACUUUGACAGAGGGUAUCAAUAGAUUGGCAAAUUUAUCUCUAUAUAAACCUGUUUAUGUUGCUGUUGACAAGUCUCAAGACAUUAUGGUUGAUGACCAAGCCGAUGGCGACGAAAUGGACGAAAAACAAACACUUACAGUAAAGGAAGACGGAGACAAAACAACUUUGGAUACAUUAUUGAAAAACUCUACCCUUGUAGCACCAAAACAAUUGGAUCAAUAUUAUGUUGAAGUUGAAGCAAAGGAAAGAUUAGUUGCUUUAGUUUCUUUUAUGAAAUGGAAAACUACUCAAUCUCAAAUUUCAACAGGAAAUUCAAAAAUGAUAGUAUUCUUUUCAUCUUGUUCUUCAGUAGAUUUCCAUUACCAUUUGUUUACAAAUGCAAAAUUGGAAAACAAAAAGAAGAAAAAAGAUGAUCAAGACCAAGAUGAUGAUGACGAUGAAAAAGAAAAAGUUGAUUUGUUUGACACUCCAGUUUUUAAAUUGCAUGGUGAAAUUGAUCAAAAACAUAGAACCGAUACCUUUUUCAAAUUUCAAAAAGCUAAAAAGGGUAUAUUGUUAACAACUGAUGUUGCUGCACGUGGAUUAGAUUUACCACAAGUUAAUUGGAUUAUUCAAUAUGAUCCAUGCUCUGAUACCAAAGACUAUGUACAUAGAAUUGGUAGAACUGCACGUAUUGGACACACGGGUUCUGCCAUUAUAUUCCUUCUCCCAACGGAAAAGAAAUAUGUUCAACAUUUGGCAAGAUUGGGUAUUGACCCAUCAGAAAUGAAUGUUACUACAAUCUUUCAAAGUCUUUAUCACUCGACAGAUGGUCAACUAAAAAAAACAAAAAGAUCAACUCAAUUGGAAUCACAAGUUCAUGAUCUACAAUUGAUUCUUGAAAGAUUAAUCCUGGAAGAUGAGGGAGCACGUGACCUUGCUAGAUUGGCAUAUCAGUCACAUCUUAGAGCCUACUCUACCCAUAGAGCAGAAUUAAAAUAUGUCUUUCAUAUUGGUAGUUUACAUCUUGGUCACAUUUCAAAAAGUUUUGCUUUACGUGAAACUCCAACUGAAUUGAAUAAAAUAACAUCAAAACAAGAGAAACAACAUAAAAAGGAAGAGGACGCUAAAAAGGAAAAGAGAUCAACUGAUUAUAGAAUGAAACAUUAUAAACAGACAGAUGAAUUUGGAAAUGGACUUGCAGCAAGCACAAAUCUAAAGAAAAAGAGGACAAAUGAUGAAAUCGAUAGUGGAGAAACACAACAAACCGAAUCAGCAGGUGCUGCUGCUGCUGCUGCUGCUGCUGCUCAACCACCAACUGCAACAGACGUUUUACCAAAGGUUGUACCAAAAACUCAAGCACCUAUCCAACCCUUGAAAAAGAUUAAAAGUGCUGGAUUUUAA